Molecule: messenger RNA, 2481 nt
Organism: Hypoxylon fragiforme
Lineage: Eukaryota; Fungi; Ascomycota; Sordariomycetes; Xylariales; Hypoxylaceae
Exons: 2
Coding region: 1-2481 (826 amino acids)
Source: RefSeq, a predicted model, not a curated record
AUGGCCUUCGAGUCUUCUACUCGCUGCCUUUUCAUAUGGAUUACAAUAUUAUCCAGCCUUGCUGCCUGUAUCCAGCUCGAUGACGGGACCAAGGCUUUCGUACCGACAUGUGCCCAGUCAUGCUUGGAGUCCUUCAUAGAGGACAGUUACCCGUCGUCAGAUUGCAAAUCAAACCCGACCCUUCAAUGUCUAUGCUCAGAGAAGACCAACUCUGGUUAUACCAUCGGAGAAGGUGCACUUGAGUGCAUUAGCAUAGAGGCAGACCUGGGAUUGUGUGACGCAAAUGACGCGAGCAGUUCUGUUAGACGUAGUGCCUACCUCAUGUGUUCUAACGUGCCAGACACGUUACCCAAUACACAUGACACCCUAACAGCUACUAUCGCAAGUGGCUCAGAUAGUGGAGCACUUUCAAUCGUCAUGACGCCUUCUUUGGGCACAACCACAGCUACUCAAACGGAAACGAGUCCGACAACAACAGAGGCGGAUACAGCAGGUACACAAGAUGUGGCUCCUUCUUCUCUUUCUGCUGGCCAAAUUUCUGGGAUCGUCGUUGGCGCUGUCGGCUCUGUCAUGAUUGUAUUAUUUGCUAUUUUACUUAUAAAACGUACACGUCGACGGAAGUACCUAGGGGUCGAGGAGGGAUAUAGCACAUCGUCUGAUGAGGGCAGACAUGAUGAUCCUUCCACGUCGGAUAUACCUCGUGGUUUAGUUAUAUCGCCUCCGUUUAGAAAUUUUCAAUACCCUCAGGCAGAGCCCCGGCCUCCGCCGCGGCCUCCGCGAUUCGAUGCGCCACUACCAAAUGUCCCCAUUCUUCCAGUACACCAUCAUGAUAUUUCCAAUCCCAGUCCUCCACCAAACUCCCAUCCCUUGAAAAAUUCUAACAAGAGAUCUAUUGGAUUGGCUAUAUCGCCUCCUCGAAAUCUAAUACCUCCGAGAUCGUCGAUAAUUGGAAGAAGCACAUCACAACCACAACUCCGGGGCCAACCAGUUUCAGCUUUACAUCCUCGGGGCCCCAUUCAUGAUAUUGAACCCGUAUCACACUCACAAGCAGCUGCAACGCGCACACCAAUAUCACCUGACAGGGCAAGCACUCUUACAAAUAACACAGCUUUUGCGGAUUUGGACGCCGAAGUUGGGGAAGGUGUUCCGGUUUUGCUACCACCGCGCAUCGAUGCUCAGGAGGCGACAAAUAUAUUCAUGGCUAAAAGAUUGAAGAGUCGGGUGGUAAGCCAGUACAAGCCCCAGUCUGGGAGAAAGCAGGUUCCAAACCCCGCGGAACUCGAUACAUAUACGCCAUUGACGAAGUCCCCCAUAGAGAGAAGAGAGGAAGAAGAAGCGUUGGCAAUGGCAGCAGCGAUUUCAGCAGCUUCUGCGUUGCCAGAGGGGCUGCGUUCACCGUUCGUGUAUAAAGCCCGUGCAAACAGGACUCGCAGUCGUUCCUCGAGCAUAUAUUCACAAGCCAGCAUUGUUCGCCGCGGUUCUAGAGGUGCAUCCACACAUAAUAGUCUUCGGCACUGGAAGAACAACGGUUUCAAGCUUACUCGAACGGGCACGAGCAAGUCUCACGAUACUGUUACUACAAUCAACACUUGUGCGUCAACUGAGUAUGACACUGAAUCUCCUUGCGAUCCGGAUAAUGUUCGUAAGUCGCAUCUCUCGACGGUUAUGGAAAGACAUCCUUCGCCUCCUAUCCAAGGGCGGUCCCCCGUCACAUAUCCGGAGAUUCCAGGGCGCAGAAGUCAAACGUCGCUCCGAGCCAGAGAAAGCCUCACAAAUUCGUCCUCGAACCAUUCCAGUCCAGCACUAAGGAGUGCUGCCACUCCCACGAACAGCAAUAGCGGGCUGUAUCCGGAACCCUUAGACACGAAACGAUCACAGAUGUCUUAUGUAUCCAAAUGGGUUAUUGGUCCAGCCCUUGAAGCCGGCUCAUCCCACUACGAAAGUCAGUCAGAAGCUGGGGCCCGCAAUUCCGAGGUGUAUCUCCCACUGCGAACAUCCAGCAGUCAGGCUCUACCGCCUCAUCUCGAAGGACACCCCGCAUUACGAACGCGGUCCUCGGAAUAUGGAUCACAGUCCAGUGACCUGGUUACUACGCCUUACCAACUGCCGACCGACGAGACAAUAGGAUUAGGUGUGCGCCCUGCUCCUGGACAUAGGCACUCGCCCUUGAGCAUGGCAACGAUGAGCUCAAGUGGCGAGCAGGUGGGUGACUUACCGACCACGGGAGCAUCAGGAACGAGUUCGCUAUUAGCGAAGCGAAUCGGAAACGCCAAAGCCGCGGCUCUGGCCUUCUCCCCUACCUCUAGAAAACGGAAGGCACAGCGCGUAAGCCAGAGCUCGAUACUUGCUUCCUUUCCUCAUCCGCCUCCCCCUGAUCCCGCUGAGAUGGCGGGGAGUGGCACGCUGCCACAAACGCCCAUAUGGCAGCCGAAACUCACGCCGACGAGAAAGGGGGGCGACUUGUACUUGAACGUGCAGUAG